AUGGCUUCCAGAACACCAGCUGCGCCCCCGCGAGGCCAUGCCUCAGUCUCACCUGAGGUCAAGAAGCCACAGCAGAUUUCUGUUGGUGGCUUCCGAAUCUCGACCCAGAAGCUCCCCAUCCUCAAAGCCGAUCCGAUUGACGAAAUGACCAAGAAGCUGGGCAUUCAGGUCCCUGAGAUGAUAUUCGGCGAUAAUUAUGUGUGCAUUGAGCACCCGCCCAGUGGCUGGGGGAUCAACUUCAAUGCGUUUGAUGCGCUGGACUUGGUGGACAAGACAGGACAGUCGAUGCUGCAGGUCGCAUACUCAAAAGAAUGGCAACAGAAGAAAAAAACACACGACGGAAUCAAGGAGGUUGUUAAGCCAUUCGAUUGGUCGUACAGCACCGACUACAAAGGCACCUUAAGCCCGAACGCCCGACCCUUCGAGGAAACAACGAAGCCAAUCCCUAUCGAGCUCCUGAAGCGACCGGAUCCGAUCCUAUUCUUCGACGAAGUCGUCCUUUAUGAAGACGAGUUGGCUGAUAAUGGAAUUGCAAUGCUUUCCUGCAAAAUCCGCGUCAUGCCAGAGAGACUUCUCCUCUUGACGAGGUUCUUCAUGAGACUGGAUAAUGUCUUGAUUCGACUUCGCGAUACUCGGGUCUAUGUCGAUUUUGAAAAGAAAGAGGUGAUUCGGGAAUACCAAUCCAAGGAAUGUGAAUACGAGAAAGUUAGACAGAUGCUUGCUGGUACCCGGGAUGAUAUCCCGGCAUUAAUGAGAGAUGCCAAUCGACUUUCUGAAUUGCUGCCUGUGGUAGAUAAGAAGUCCGAGUGUGUAGCUCUUGACAGCUGA
This is a messenger RNA of Penicillium waksmanii, 828 nucleotides long. Its product is annotated as TIP41 family protein. Lineage: Eukaryota; Fungi; Ascomycota; Eurotiomycetes; Eurotiales; Aspergillaceae. Gene Ontology annotation, biological process: TOR signaling. The transcript is spliced from 3 exons. Bases 1 to 828 code for a protein of 275 amino acids. The record is from RefSeq and is a predicted model, not a curated record. Gene Ontology annotation, cellular component: cytosol.